Molecule: messenger RNA, 1121 nt
Organism: Coccinella septempunctata (seven-spotted ladybird)
Lineage: Eukaryota; Metazoa; Arthropoda; Insecta; Coleoptera; Coccinellidae
Product: alpha-tocopherol transfer protein-like
Exons: 6
Coding region: 136-1056 (306 amino acids)
Cellular component (GO): membrane
Molecular function (GO): phosphatidylinositol bisphosphate binding
Source: RefSeq, a predicted model, not a curated record
CCGAAAACGGAGUUUGGCGCAGGCGGGCGAAAACGUUCAAAUUGCAGCCGCGGGCGGUUUUUUUCCAGUUCGCGUCAGGUUUUUCGCGCGGUACGGACAAGGUGCGGAUUUUACGAGACAGUUUUUCGGUCUACGAUGUCUCAGCUAUCGUAUCUGAUGCAGGUCACGGAGGAGCAGAAGGAGAAGGUGUUAAGAGAGCAUAACUUGACGCAGAAGGAAUUCGAGGAGAGUGUGGAGGUGCUCAAGACUUGGAUUAAGCAGAACGAAAAUAUCCCUAAAGAACCAGUCACAGAUAACCAAGUGAAAAUGGCUCUUCUGAACAGCAAGAUGAGCAUUGAACGGGCUAAAAAGGCCAUAGAAGGCUACUUGACCUGCAAGACACUCUAUUUUGACUUUUUCCAACAUAUGGUUCCAGAGGAGAAAUUUCAGAAAACUGUGAAACUCGGGAAGAGCAUCAUCAUGCCAAAGCUGCUACCCAAUUUGAGCAGACUGCACAUCGCCAAGAUCCAAGACACCCAAGCUGAGGCAGAAAACGGUAUGGACUACUAUUUCACAGCCAUGAUGAUCGCCGAAUUGAGGAUGCUGAACGACUUCUUCCUAUCCAGCUCGAUACUAGCAGAUUUAGAGGCGUUUGGCCUCAAGAAUCUCAUAAAAUUCACGCCAACCGUCAACUAUAAAUUGGUACAUCUGCUGACAUCCCUGAGUCUUCGAAUUGACACCAUUCACAUCAUCAACGUCCCACCAUUCUGGGAUAAAGCGAAUAUGCUCAUAAAAGCCAUUCUACCGACCAAAGUUUACGAAAAGAUCAAAGUUCACUACUCCUUGGAUGAGCUCCACGAACACAUCCCUAAGGAAUACCUACCCAGUGAUUAUGGUGGUACUGAGAAAUCACUGGAAGAAUUGCAAGAGAUGUGGACCAGGGAGAUCGAAUUACACGCUGACGUCUUCAGGCAACUGAUCAAUCUGAGGGCCAAGGAGGUGCUCAAGGUGCCACAGUUCACGAUGGACGUAGGGAUGGGCACUGAUGGUAGCUUCAAGAAAUUGGAAAUAGAUUGAUAGGGGAGGAACCGAAGAAUUGUUGUUUUGAUGAUAACUGAUAGUCAAUAAAGUCGUUAAGUUUG